Molecule: messenger RNA, 794 nt
Organism: Solea senegalensis (Senegalese sole)
Lineage: Eukaryota; Metazoa; Chordata; Actinopteri; Pleuronectiformes; Soleidae
Gene: ecm1a
Product: extracellular matrix protein 1a
Exons: 4
Coding region: 104-622 (172 amino acids)
Biological process (GO): signal transduction; regulation of bone mineralization
Cellular component (GO): extracellular region
Source: RefSeq, a predicted model, not a curated record
CACAAAUUCUGUUUUUCCCAGAUAUAAGCGGUGUGCUGAUCCAGUCUGAAAGAGAGAGAAAUCAGCCUCUUUGAAAUUCAGUUCCCAUCACAGCUCUGUAACUAUGACUUCACUUGGAGGCCUCACAGGUUUUUGGGUCAUUGCAAUGCUGACUCUUUAUGGAGAAGCCCAAGGACACUCUCUCAAUGAGCCUGAUGUCCCUUUUCCGCCCGCAUGUCCUACGGCUCAAAACCUUGCUGCCAUUUGCCAUCAGGGUCAGGGUCGACCCAGGUACCCGGCCAGCUUCUUCCCGGUCUCUGGUGCAAGUCACUUUCGCCGUUGUGGAAAUGCCAUCAACCGCCUGGAGUCGUGGUACAGUUUGUGUUGCAGUGGACAUGCAGCACAGCAGAGUCAGCUCCUCUGCUGCGCCCAACAAGCUUGGAAACAAGCUUUGUCUAAGUUCUGUGCUGAGGAAUAUUCCACCAUGACUGUCCCAUAUGAGUGCUGUGAGGACAGAGGGGAUGCACGGUGGAAAUGCUUCGACAGCGAGCUGCCUAAUCCAAACUACAGCUCAACACCAGGCUACACUGCACCCCAGCUGCCAGCGGAGCCAGGAUUCACCUUUGAUAGUAAUGCUUGUUAGAGACAUGUCAAGCGAGCACCAGCAGGAAGACAAGAGAAGACGAAGAAUACUGUUCAUCUAUGUAAUAAAACAAGUCUCCACUAGGCGUCAGUGUUGGUUACGAUAGUGUGUGACACAUGUCAGUGAACUGUUCAUGAAUGGCAGUCACAAAUAAACACUUUGAUCACUUCAA